AUGCUAAAUGAAGAGCAAUUUGAAAAAGCUCGUAUAUAUGGAAUUGAUAAAACAAACCUCAAAAUAGCUAAGGAAUUUUACAGUAUGACACUAACAUCAAUAAUUCUUUAUAAGAGAUGGAUAUCUGUUGCAUGGGAAAAGUCAGAAGGCAUUGCUGAGAUUUUCAAUAUCAGUCCCAAACAAGAAAUACUAAUAAGUUGUACCUUUAUGACAUUUGUAACAUUAUUUAACUUCGUUACUAAUAUGCCAUUUUCAAUCUAUGGUACUUUUGUUCUUGAACAGAAACAUGGUUUCAACAAGCAAACUGUUGGCUUUUUCAUAAAAGACCAAUUGAAAUCUUUAGUACUCAGUCUUGUUAUCACAUUACCUGUGGUUUCAAUGGCAAUAUACAUUAUAAUGCUGGGUGGUAAGAUGUUUGUAGUUUGGCUAUGGCUAUUUACCACUGUGACUACUUUGUUACUGCUAAUGCUUUACCCUUCAGUAAUAGCACCACUGUUUGAUAAAUUUGUUCCUCUAUCUGAUGGUUCUCUGAGAACCGCUAUAGAGAAUCUAGCAUCAAAACUUAAAUUCCCUCUUACUCAGAUAUACAUUGUGGAAGGGUCCAAAAGAUCGGCUCAUAGUAAUGCGUAUUUCAGUGGUCUGUUUGGUGCUAAAAGAAUUGUUUUAUUUGAUACUUUACUAGAAAAAGUAGAUGAAGAUAAAAAAGUUACAACGGGCUGCACAGAAAGUGAAAUUUUGGGUGUUUUAGCACAUGAACUUGGUCACUGGAGUUGUAGUCACAUUUAUAAAUCUAUAGCUCUAACUGAAGUUAACCUACUCCUCCUAUUUACAGCAUUUGGGGCUCUUUUUAGAUAUUCUAUGUUAUAUAUGGCUUUAGGCUUCCCUCAAGGACAGGAACCAAUUAUUAUCGGACUGAUUGUUGUGUUACAACUUAUUCUCGCACCAUACAAUUCACUUCUAUCAUUCUUUGCUACAGCUUUAUCUAGGAAAUUUGAGUUUGAAGCUGAUAACUUUGCAGUUUCCCUUAAUUAUUCCAAAGAACUGAGAUCUGCUCUCAUUAAGUUAGGAAAAGAUAAUUUAGAUUUCCCCAUCUACGACAAACUGUACUCAGCCUGGUACCAUUCACAUCCGACUUUGUUGCACAGAAUUGAAAAUAUUCAGAAUUUAAUCAAAGAGCAAAAGAAAGAAUCGUGA
Molecule: messenger RNA, 1194 nt
Organism: Danaus chrysippus (African queen)
Lineage: Eukaryota; Metazoa; Arthropoda; Insecta; Lepidoptera; Nymphalidae
Source: the annotation of a GenBank genome assembly